UGGACGUCGUUUAUCUGUGUCGUGACGCGGCGCGCUCAGCGUCGAAGAGAGCGACUGCACGCAGCAGCGCUUGUCGUUCAGCAAGCAUUUCGAGCCAAGCGCGCGCGAGCACGGCUCUGGACGCUUCGGGAUGAAAUCGAAGCACUCUGUCGUCGAACGGCACUCCGAGAAAUGUGGGAGCGGGCAUCCGCCACUGCCAUCCAGGAAUGGUGGCGCCGACGAAAGCGGUUGUGGGCCCGCGCUGCGGCGGUGCGCCUCCAAACGUGGUGGCGCCGACACUUGCUACAGAGGAUAGCUCGUUCCGGGUAA
Molecule: messenger RNA, 309 nt
Organism: Saprolegnia parasitica CBS 223.65
Lineage: Eukaryota; Oomycota; Saprolegniomycetes; Saprolegniales; Saprolegniaceae
Exons: 1
Molecular function (GO): protein binding
Source: RefSeq, a predicted model, not a curated record